GCCCCGCCCCGGCCGCGCGGCCCCGGGAUGCUGCGGAGCGGAGCUGCGGGCGGAGGGAGGCAGGUGAGCCCGGGGGGGAGCGGCCCGGGGAGCCGGCUGUGUGCUUGCGUGUGCGGGGGCGAUGUGAGGGCGGCUGGGCAACAUCCUUCUCUUUCUAAGGAGGUUAUUUAUUUAUUCCCCCCUUCUCCCGGCGUUCGCUCGUUUUUAAUCGAUUAUUAUGAUUAUCCACCCGCCUUCAGGCUCUUUGUUCCCAGCGAGCGGAGCGCUGGGGCUGGGCCCUGCGAAUGGGGCUGGGGAGUGGGAGGGCUCGGGGCCGCCGGCUCCAUCUCACCCCCCCCCCUCCGUGGUGUGGUCCCGGUGCCUUUGGGGCCGGCAGCUGCUGGGAGCGUCCCUCGGUCCUGGCACGGCUCUCUGUCGGUGCGGCAUGGCGAUGGGCAGCGGCGGUGCUGGGCUUUGUGCUGACACCCAGCUAACCUGGAAAUGCAAGUAGGGACAACAAUGGGGUCUUGCUUUUUGGACUUGUCAGCCUUGUGGACUUCUAUGCACACUUCUUCAGCUAUGAGUCGAUCAAUAGGACUUAAUAUCUGUGUGGCCACCUGCUGCAUCCUGCUUUUAUCCUCUAGCCCACCAUGCCUUGCAUAUCCACUGCUGAAGGAGAGGGACAUGACAAAGGCCCAGUAUGACGCAUGGGCAGGGAAUGGGGUAGAAGAUGAAAGGACAAACAUGCCGAACUUAAUGAACAAGCUGAGCCCUUCUGAGCAAACGCUCUCUGAGGAGCCGUCUGGAGUGUCAGCAAAGCCAUCUGGGAUGCCCCUAAAUGAAGCUUUCACUUCUGAAAGAGAAAUGUGGCCUGUAAGCCCAAGCCGAACCUUCCUAGGCAGCCAGGGCCUGGAUGUCAGCACCACCGUGCCUGGGGCACUGGUUGCUGUAGAGGAGGAGCUCAGUCCCACCAAGUCAGAACUGAAUGAAAAUGGAGAGUUCAAGGCUAUGCUGACCACAGCUGUGACCACCCUGAGCCCUCCUGUCCAGGAGGAACCCAUCAGUGUGGCCACCACAGAGGACUGUGAGGUGGGGCAGAGCUCUGCCAGCCUCCUGGCAAACUCUCCUUCUGUCACAGCUGCAGCAGAGGAGGAGAUAGCAGAGAGCAGCUUGUACCUCUCAGCUGCACCCCAGCCCCACAGUGAGCAGGUACCCACAUCACAGCCCAACACUCCCAGCCUGGAAAGGGCAAUUGACUACCUCAUCAUCCCAACAGCACAGGCCCCAAGCGAGAGUUUUGAGGUGGGAAUGCCAGAAGCCAACACAGGCAGUGCUCCAAGGUUACUGGCUUCACAAGGAGCUACUGCUGCUAACCACCCCCUUGUGACCACUGAGGCCUACCUUCAUCUGGGGGCAGACACAGGUGUGGGACAAGGAGAGCAGCCCACUGCAGCAAGCACUGCCUUCAGCCUCCCUGCUGAUUCCAUGCUCUCAGACUGGGAUGACACUAAGCUGGGGAGUACAAGUCAACAGGGAAGCAUGCAGCAUGAGGAGGUGGGAGAAGACCAAGUGGCAACAGAAACAUCCCAGAUUCCACUGGGAGAUAUGGAAGAAGAGGAGGAUGAUGUGACAAGAGUGCUGCCAUCCCCAGCAUCUGCUCCACCAACUCCAGGGCUUAUGAAGGAGAUCAACUGCACAACCCCUGCAGCAGUGCAUGAGGAAGAUGCACUGGUUACUUUUACAGCCAGUAGUGAUGUUUCCCUCACAGGGGACUUGCCAGAUGUAGACAUAGGUGGUCUGAACUCUCUGGAAAACAGUAACAUGGUCACAGCAGAAGAGAAGAGCAUCCUUCCUUCACAACCAGAGGCUCCUGUGAUGACAGACAUAACACCUGAUCUCUCCUCUACUCUGGAGAGCUCACUGGAAGGCCUUACUCAGGAUGUGACAACUAUUGCCCAGGAGGCUGCUGCUGCUGUGACAGCUGUGACACUGCUGCCUGCUCCUGCCCAGGGGACAGGAGCUGCAAGCCUUCCCCAGGAAACCAGUGGGGAGGACACCCAGAUGCUGAGUGCCCCUGGUGCCACCCACAUGCUAACAGCUGCAGGCACCUCCACAGUGAGAACUCCAGGUGUGGAAGAUCUCACAGAUGUGGUCCUGAUCACUGGUGAGAAGGCUGUUCCAUCUCCAGGUGGGUUGCUGGCUACACAGUCUGGGCAGACAGAGGAACCAUCCAGCAAAAUGAUGGUCCUGGUGACUCCAGCAUCAGUGGCAUCGUCUGUUAGGAGGACAGCUCUUCCAGCUGUGAGGAAGAUCAGUACAGCUGUAACCUAUGGGCUGGAUCGGCUGGAGUCAGAAGAGGCUGAGGAAGAGGAAGAGGAUGAAGAGGAGGAGGAAGAAGAAGAGGAGGAAGAGGAAGAUGAAGAGGACAAAGAGAUAGAUUCUAUGGAUGAAAGCAUGGAGGGUGACACAGAGCUGCCGGGCUUCACGCUUCCAGGCGAGACCUCCCAGGAGCCCAUAGCUGGCCUGGAGAACCCUGCAGCCCAGCUGGCUGGGGUGUCCUACCAGGUUCCUGAUACCAUUGAGUGGGAGCAGCAGAACCAGGGGCUGGUGAGAAGCUGGAUGGAGAAGCUGAAAGAUAAGGAAGGAGACAUGUCUAGUACCAACUUUGCUCAUAGCAGAGCAUCCUGGCCUGGGAUUCAGCCAGAGCGAGAGUUGCAAGGACAGAGAAUGGUUUUCCCAACGAAGGCAGGGUACAUGUCGGGGAUGCUGGUUCCCGUAGGAGUCGGGAUAGCUGGAGCUCUCUUUAUCCUCGGGGCACUCUACAGCAUUAAGAUCAUGAAUCGCCGGAGGAGGAACGGCUCGAAGAGGCAUAAAAGAAAGCAGAGGGAAUUUAACAGCAUGCAGGACCGAGUAAUGCUCCUAGCCGACAGCUCUGAGGACGAAUUCUGAAUUGAACUGCAGUGCCCUUGUGAUAUCCAAUGACUUGUAAAAGGAGGGAGGGGAGGAAAAGAAAAGAAAGAAGGACUUUCUGCUGCAUCGCUGCUCUCAGCCGCCCCAAACACCAAGCAGUGGUUGGUACCACCCUGCUGAACCAGCAUGCUAUGCUCUACGUGUACUGCGCAGUGAUGUUUGUUUUGAUACAGUAGUGAGAUUUCACAUUCGCACCCAGCGCCUCAUUCAGAUCCACGGCACAUCUUGCUGCAGCUGGAGCUGAUCCUCACGGAUGAUUAUUUUCCUAUUAUCCUGGUGUACUGUUUCGAUCCUGGCUGGCAGUAAUCUAAUCAUAACAAUAGCUCUCACCUAACCUGGGAAUGGAAAUCUUUACUGUGAAUGACUUCUGUCCAAUUUGUUAAUUUUAAAUGUUAACAUUACCUGAGCUAGAGUUCAUUAGUGCUGAGAUUAGCUGCUCUGCUUAAUUAAUGAAUUACCCACUUGAACUGUAUCCCUCAUCACCCGAGAAGUGCCCGAGUACAGUGUUGUUGAUACAGUUUGAAGCACAUUUCUAUGCUCUUUUCCCCGAUUCCCACCCCUUCUUUUACAACCCCUGCCUUCAGCUCUGCUCCUCGCUUCUUGGAAACACAUGGGAAUGGCCUCAACUCUUGAUUCACGACAACAACUUUAAUCCAUUUCCAACCAGCACCGUCUGUGACAGCACAAUAAAUACCAGCGCUCACAUACUGAUGGGUAGUCUUGCAUGGAUCCUUAGCUUUUGUUCAGUGUGCAGGUAGGUAAAGGGAAAGCCAGGUCAGAGGUUUCCUCAGCUUCUGCUGCCUGUUUGUAGGCACUAGUGACUGCUUCUCCUCUAACACAUGGCUGCGUUCACAUGGAGAUGGAGGUGGAGCAUGUCUCCUUCCCCAGCUGCGAGUUGCAUUUCCAGCCCCUGAAUGCUCCGUGAAUGGCAGAACCUCUGGGAGAUCUGAUGGGUCUUGUCUCCGUGCCACCAAACGCAAGGAAGGCAUCAAAGGUGGUUGGGUGUCACGAGGCUCCUGGCUGCUGGAGAGAAGCAGUAGCCCCAGUUGGAGGGAUGUCCAGGGGAGGUGAGCUGGUUGAGCUGGGAACUCUUGGCCAUGGGGAAGAUGUGUAGCUGUAGGACAGAUGGCUGUGGAGGGCUGUGGAGAUGGAUCCUAAUGGUGCCUUGGGGUGAGGUCAAGCUGCCUGUACUGCUGGCAGCAAGUUGCAGAGGGAAGCAUCCAGUGUCUGACAUCAGUGAACCGAGCAGGGGAAGCUAAUGGUGCUUUGCACAGUCAAAAUGGCUAAUAACAAAGGGCUGCAUUACUUAAUCUCUCUUGCCAGUUGUGAAAUGACUCUUUAAUCUUAUGUUUAUGCAAAAUAUCCAAGGUGGAAAUCACUGUUCUGUGAGGAGUCACCCUUCAUAUAGAGAACAGCACCUGUCACCGAAGGAGACUUGGUGAGAGAAAUGAGAUCAGACGGAGAUGAGUCCCACUGAGUCUUAGAGGAGGUGUGAGGGAGGGGUGAAUGAGGUGACACCCAUAUAGGACUUCAGUGAAGGUGAAAAGGCUGUCAGGGUGCCGAGGGCAGAUAUAGUUGAUGGUAAGCAUACGUCUCACAGCCUGUGAAUGGGUUUGUGUGGUAGAAACAACGUUCAGAAGAGCACAUCAGAAGAGUCUGAAGCUCAGUUCUCUUUUUUCAAAGGAUUCUCUGAACAAUAAGUCAUCAGAUGGACAUCCAGUUACAAGGAAGCAGUGCUCUUCAGAGCCCAGGUACUUUCCUGCCGGCCUCCCCCUCCCACCCAGUGAGCCACCUGGAGAAGGACAGUCAGGACCACCUGUUUUGAAAUUGCUGCUACCAAUGCUAGUCUUCCAGUCCUGGAGCUGUGCGUGGCCCUCACUCUCAUCCCACUGGGUGGUGGGAAGCAGGUUGGCGGGAGAGCCAUCAGUGUGCCAUGCAGUGUCCAUUCUUCUGUCCCUCUAGGACAGGUCUCCCAGCCAGGAUUCCACAGGGUUUGCCUCUCUCCCCUUUCAUUCCUGCAGCUUUCAUCAGGAAAAUGUUGCUUUGCUAAAAGCAACCCCAGAUCUCUCAACAGCCACUGCCUGGGAGCCCUCUGUUAAGUCCCUACCCAAAACUGAAGUCUUUUUUUUUCAUCACAAGUGGUCAGUCCAAGCUAAGAACUUCCCUUCUGGACGGAUCACUCCUGGUUUCCUUCUCAUUCCUGUCUCUUUUGGAGCCUGCAGGUGCUUGGGAGGAGUUAACAGCCUGCUAGCAUAGCUGAUUGUCCAGUCUUGGCUGCUGGGCCAAGUAGCCUGGAGGAGCAGUUGCAUGGAGCAGGGGUACCAGCAAGAGCCAAACAGCUGGGGAUCAGCAGGGCUUUGUGCAACAGCAGCCUGGGAAGGGCAGCCCCUUCUCAACUUCCUUGUUAAUAGUGAUGUGCCUGUGCAGUUUGUGAUAACUGCAGACAUCGCAUUGAUAACCAGUGAGCUCCUGGGCAGUGGGGAGAAGGAUGGCUGAGCAAGGCUGCUGGCGUGAGUGCAGAUACUGCAGCCCUGGCAGGGCUGUUUGGGUGGGUUGUCAAUUUGAUGGAUUGAAAAGGCUGGUGGGGAGGCAAUGCGGCCUUUCAUUGCACUAAUUAAUCCUCAGGUUGGGAAACGUUUUCUACAGUGGCAAUCAGUUUCACUGUCUCUCUCCUCUUCUCAGUCCUUGACGUGGUGAAUUUAAAUUAAAGGCAGCGUGGUCUGUUAGACAAAGCACGGUCUGUUGGACAAAGCUGGCAUCUGAGGGCACUGUGUGGGUGACCUGUGAGAGCCACGCGUCUCCCAGUGAGGACACACAGUGGGUGGCUGUGAUGCUGGACAUCAGCUGUGCCACAGGUAAGGAUGGCAUUGUUGCAGGUAUCUGACUGGUUGUUCUACGGGCACGAUGGGACAAACUGGGCAAGUUGUAGCCAGAUGGGAUAUCCAGCCAAAGGCACAGCUCAAUGUUGGCUCUAAGGUCUGUGCUUUAACCGGAUCUGUGGAUAGAAGGGCUGCCCAAAGAUUUUGCUUAUGCUUCAGCUUCACUCCAGUCCUGGCUCUGGCUCUGACCCCCACUCUACCACGCUUUGCUCCUGGGUUUGCUACGCACAGACAUGGUGCCUUGGUUGGGAGCUGCUGGUCGGCGGAAACUUCCUGUAGGCCAACUUUAUGAGUGGCUCAGCAGUGCAGAGAUCCCAACCAAUGUCCCUUUGAAACAGAGGUCUUUAAUAGUUACUUUUGGUCAAGCACCUACCCGAGAGCCUGGAUGCUCCCCAUAUCUUCCAGUUUAGUUCUCCUUGGGGUGGAGGCAAGAGGGGAGGCCACAAGCAACCUUAUGUCCCAGUGAGACUCCCAGGAGCUCUUGGAGCACAGACAGGGUUUUCUGCAGAGCUUCUGAUGUCAGUGGGAUUCCUGCAGGUCCUUAAAGCACAAGCAGCAUUCAGCUCCUCCUCUCAUCCAGUACCAGUAGACUUUGGGCUGGGCUCUUAAGAACAUUUUCUGUGCAACUCUUGGAGUUAGAUUAACUUGCUGGAAGUUAUCAGAUUGCAGGUGGGGCGGAGAGACGGUUUCCAAUGGGAACUGAAGCCUCGGGUCUCUUAAAGCUCUGCUGGUUUGAUUUGUAUCCAUGCAUUUCUAAAAUAAAAAGCCAAACAGAUUCUUUUGAGAAAUAAAGGAGAAGAAAAGCAGCAGAAGUGCCCUCUGGCCCUGCAUGCUCAGUGCUGGGUGACCUGAAUGCAGAGGUGGGUUGUGCCACUGCUGUGCAGCCUGAGCCCCAUGCGACGGCACAGCUGCAAGGACGACUCUGCUGCAGCAAUAAUCCUCUCCUGACUUGGCACAGGACAUGUAGCUCACCUCUGUUUUCCUGCGGAUGCCCAGUUUGGUAUUUCUUGAUAGCACAAGCCAAAAUUUGUUGUAGGCAACACGCAACCCUUCCAGCAUUCACAGCCCCAUCUCCGAUGGGAGGAAGCAGCCUGCCCGACGCGCAGCCCUUGCCCUGAUGAAAUGUUCCUGCACUCCUCAGCUGCUGAUUUUUUAUGGUGUCUCUAACGCCAGGUGUUCACCCUAGAUGAGGUUCCUUUGGACUGCACUGCUUCCAUAGAGGGAUGUUAGCAGUCCUCGUGCUUUCUUGUGGUUUUCAAUUUUGGACGAGACCAACUCCUCAUACUGUAACUAUGGAAUGUAGCACUUUGUUAAAGUAAAACAUUGGAAAAUAAAAAGCUGGCCAUCAUAGCUGACUUUAA
Gallus gallus (chicken) is the source of this 7189-nucleotide messenger RNA. RefSeq names its product armadillo like helical domain containing 4 (gene ARMH4). The record is from RefSeq and is a predicted model, not a curated record. The coding region runs from base 481 to 2928 and encodes 815 amino acids. The transcript is spliced from 9 exons. NCBI's taxonomy places the organism in Eukaryota, Metazoa, Chordata, Aves, Galliformes, Phasianidae.